CUCCAGACUCAAGUUGUUUAUCUGAUGGAUUGAUUUCAAUGCGGUAGCUGCAUAGUGUAUGGGAUUGUACUAUAUUGGUGUCUGCUUUUACUUGCGAGGAAUUUACUGCGGCUACCUACUCUAUUGCUGAUAUACCUUCUGCAUAGGGUGCUGAAAUUUUCUGUUGUUAAACAGCAAGGGUUGAGUGGCUGAAAGUAACAUGGAGAAUACUCUCAAGGUGACACCACUUGCUGUUGAACCCUCGCCCACGGAUUGAGAAAUACGAUGGCAAAUUCUUCGGGAGCUACAAGGAGCUGUUGAGUAUGUAGAAAGCUUAAGAGGUGCAACAGUGGAGCCAUUUGGAUCAUUUGUGUCAGAACUCUUUACCCGGUGGGGAGACUUGGAUGUUUCAAUUGAGUUCUCUAAAGGCUCAUAUAUUUCUUCUUAUGGGAAGAAGCACACAAAAGAUGUACCAAGAGAUGUGAUGAAGGCUAUGAGAGUGAGGUGGAUGGAACAUGUGUCAAUUCAUACCUCAAUCAAGAGUUCCCAUUCUGUUGGUCAAAAGCAAACUUAACGACAUCUCCUGUGAUAUUUCAGUCAAUAACCUGAAAGCCCAAAUGAAAUCGAAACUUUUGUUAUGGAUCAAUGAUAUAGACCCACACUUUCAUGAUAUGGUUUUACUGGUGAAGGAAUGGGCAAAAGCACACAAUAUCAAUAAUUCAAAAUUUGGGACUUUCAAUUCAUACUCUCUGAGUUUGCUUGUAGUCUUCCAUUUUCAGACCUGUGCACCUGCCAUUCUACCACCUCUUCCAAGACAUAUAUCGAGAAACUCUUCACGGAUGAUCUUCAAGGUUAACUCAAUCGGCAUCAAGGUGUUGGAAUUUUGUUCUCAUUUUAGAAAGCCUACUGCACCCCUUCCUGCUGCAAUUGUUGCUUGUGUUCCAAAGAAGCUUGAGGUUCCAAAAGAAUUGAUAUCUUCAUUGCAGUUACAGGAUUUGAGGCAGGAGCGCAUGCCAUCGUUUAUCACCUGUAGCCCUGAAACAAGUAUGACAAAAAUUUAUGACAAAGAAACAGGGAUCACUAGAGCUCGUCUUUCAAAUGGAAUUUCUGUAAACUACAAGAUUUCAAAAAGUGAGGCUCGGGGAGGUUUGAUGAGGCUCAUAGUCGGUGGUGGAUGUGCUACUGAAAGUUCUGAAUCAAAAGGUUCUGUUGUUGUGGGUGUAAGAACUCUUAGCGAGGCAGGUCGUGUUGGCAACUUUUCAAGGGAGCAGGUAUGCAGUUUACUUGAAUUUGAUUUGUGAAUAAAUUUGUCCAAUACUAUUCAAUGUAGGAAAAGAUUCUUUCCUCUUCAAUAAUGCAUUAUAUUGUAUCUUGAGAUAGGUUCUUGUUAAAUGAAUUAGCUAUCACAAAGUGUAAUCAUGUGAAAUAUAUUUCACAUCUCACAAGUAAAAACAAACUUGUCUUUGCUCUGGGUUUAGGCAUCAGUGUCUUGUUGUUCUGUUUUGCGUUGAUGAGCUUCUUUCUUUUGAUAAACAAACUUGUGUUUCUUAUAGG
Molecule: messenger RNA, 1533 nt
Organism: Fragaria vesca subsp. vesca
Lineage: Eukaryota; Viridiplantae; Streptophyta; Magnoliopsida; Rosales; Rosaceae
Exons: 9
Coding region: 495-1280 (261 amino acids)
Source: RefSeq, a predicted model, not a curated record